AUGGACCAGACAAUUGUUGGUCCGGGAAUUGAUGCCGAGCAGCAAGUUGAUGUGGCCGCUGCGCCUACUCCAACUGGGACAGAGAUGUUCGACGAUAAUAGUCCGAACGAGAACGAUAAAGCAGCCUGUGUAACAACAGUCGAGGUAGAUGUGGAAAAUUCGGCUUAUACCAUACUGUGCCACAGCGAUGGCCUGAACGCGUCGGAUAAGCAGUGUGAAAGCGUGCCGUGUUCACCACGUGUAAUUGCUGGAAGAAGAGGAAGUGGAGGAGGCAAAAGCAUGGUUAAUGCCGAUAUGUCGCUCCCGUUUAUCUGCAGCUUUGAUAAACUGUGUUUGGCCACACUGGAUGCAAAUGGCCAAUGUCUGGACGCACAAGGGCAUGCUAUCAUAUCCAGAUAUAAUGUGGAUACUGUUUCCCGGGAUCUGUUACCAAGUAGUGGCAUAUGUUGGGCUUUGAUGCAGCUCGCUUGUAUGACGCAAUGUUUGGUAUGA
This is a messenger RNA of Gongylonema pulchrum, 492 nucleotides long. The record is from the annotation of a GenBank genome assembly. NCBI's taxonomy places the organism in Eukaryota, Metazoa, Nematoda, Chromadorea, Rhabditida, Gongylonematidae.